Messenger RNA from Ostreococcus lucimarinus CCE9901, 939 nucleotides. RefSeq lists its product with no specific name. The coding region runs from base 1 to 939 and encodes 312 amino acids. Lineage: Eukaryota; Viridiplantae; Chlorophyta; Mamiellophyceae; Mamiellales; Bathycoccaceae. The record is from RefSeq and is a predicted model, not a curated record. The transcript has a single exon.
AUGAACGAAUUCGAGCGUCAGCGCGAGGCGCGCAUCGCGCGCAAUAAAUCUAUCCUCGAGCGUCUGAUCGCGUCAAAUCCCGCGCACGCCGCGCUCCACGCCGAGCGCCCGACGCCGGCAAAGCCUCGCGGCCCUCGUCCCAAGCAACCCACAAACGAGGCUGAUUUACGUCGCUCAGGGCGCGUCCGUCGGCUCCCAGCCCCGGUUUACACGACCUUCGACGUCAACGAUGAUCUCGGCGACGGUGUUUCGGCGCGCAAGCGCGCGAAGAUGACGCAAACGUCCUCGAGUGCGACGACGAAGAAAUAUUUCUCUUCGAGCAAACGCGAGGCGCCGAGCGCGAACUCCCUGCGUGCGUUGAACGCAAAUCUCUGGGAUGUGUACGCAAAUUAUCUAGGUGAACCGAUCCAUCCACCUGAGAGCGACCGGGGGGCGUUGAAGGCGGCGGUAGUUCACGCGUUGAGUCCGGUGAGCAAUCCAAAAUUUUCCAAGAUGAGUGGAAUACAAGAAUGGAAAAAUUGCGUCGCGCUAUACGUGAACGUCGGAGACAAGCACGGAAACGCGUAUGAUAACGUCUUCACUCGCGCGGGGUCGCGAAUCACGUGGUUCGCGCAACCGAGACAAGAUGAGGAUUCACCCGUCAUCAAGUCGAUUAUGAAGACGUCGACGCUAGAAGAGGAGAGCGUGGAAGACGCCAUGACACGCGCAGAGAACGGCGAAGAAGCGGCACCAAAAUACGUAGACUGGCCUUUACAUCUUUUUUGUCGCAUGGAAGGGUGCGAGUACGUCUAUUGCGGUAGGUUGAAGAUGGUGGAUGUCGACACGAAGAAGCGUCCCAUGAAAUUUACGAUGAGACUCGUCGACGCGCCGCUACUGAGAGGAAGCGAACACUUCUUAGGUUUGGUCGAUCUCGCAGACGCCGACGCGACCUCUUCCUAG